GCGGCGGCCUGGGCACCCACCGGUGGGGCGGGGAAGGGGACGGGGAACGGCGGCCCCGAGUCCGUGGACCAUGGCGGCUAGUGACACAGAACGAGAUGGACUAGCCCCAGAAAAGACGUCCCCAGAUAGAGAAAAGAAAAAAGAGCUGUCAGAUGCAUCUAAUUCUCCUAGAACUUCAAAACAUCAUUAUUCAAGAUCACGAUCACGGUCAAGAGAACGGAAACGAAAAUCAGAUAAUGAAGGAAGAAAACACAGAAGCCGGAGCAGAAGCAAAGAGGCAAGAAGACAUGAAUCCAAAGAUAAGUCCUCCAAGAAGCACAAGGCUGAGGACCAUAAUGACAAAGAACAUUCUUCAGAUAAGGGACGAGAACGACUAAAUUCCUCUGAAAAUGGUGAGGAGAGACACAAGCGCAAAGAAAGGAAAUCAUCUAGAGGCAGAAGUCACUCAAGAUCUAGGUCCCGGGAAAGGCGCCAUCGUAGUCGAAGCAGAGAGCGGAAGAAGUCGCGAUCUAGAAGCAGAGAGCGGAAGAAGUCCCGAUCUAGAAGCAGAGAGCGGAGGAAGUCCCGAUCUAGAAGCAGGGAAAGGAAGCGUCGGGUCCGAUCUCGUUCAAGGUCAAGAUCUCGGCACAGGCAUAGGAGCAGGAGCAGAAGCAGGACCAGGAGCAGAAGCCGAGAAAGAAAGAAGAGAAUUGAAAAGCCACGAAGAUUCAGCAGAAGUGUGAGCCGAACUCCGAGUCCGCCUCCUUUUAGAGGACGAAAUACAGCAAUGGAUGCACAGGAAGCAUUGGCUAGAAGGUUGGAAAGAGCAAAGAAAUUGCAAGAACAGAGAGAAAAGGAAAUGGUGGAAAAACAGAAACAACAAGAAAUAGUUGCAGAUAUGAAUUUUCAUUUCUCUUCAGCAGCUGCAGCCACAGGAGGCUCUGUCCUCAAUGUUGCUGCCCUGUUGGCAUCAGGAACACAAGUAACUCCUCAGAUAGCUAUGGCAGCUCAAAUGGCGGCAUUACAGGCCAAAGCAUUGGCAGAAACAGGAAUAGCUGUACCUAGCUAUUAUAACCCAGCAGCUGUGAACCCAAUGAAAUUUGCAGAGCAGGAGAAAAAACGAAAAAUGCUCUGGCAAGGCAAAAAAGAAGGGGAUAAGUCACAGUCUGCGGAAAUAUGGGAAAAGUUAAAUUUUGGGAACAAGGACCAAAAUGUCAAGUUCAGGAAAUUAAUGGGCAUUAAGAGUGAGGAUGAAGCUGGUUGUAGUUCAGUUGAUGAAGAAAGCUAUAAGACUCUGAAACAACAGGAAGAAGUAUUUAGAAAUCUGGAUGCUCAGUAUGAGAUGGCAAGAUCCCAAACCCACACGCAAAGAGGAAUGGGCUUGGGAUUUACGUCUUCGAUGCGGGGAAUGGAUGCAAUUUGAAACAGAACAUGAUUUUUAAAUUUGGGACUUUGUAGAAUUUUCUUGUUCUGAUGUUGGGUCCUUGUUCACCAAACAGCUAGCAUCCUAGCUUGCAUGGGUGUUGCAUUGACUUUAAUUUAUUGAAAAAUACAAUACUUUUGUAAAUAUCAGAUCAGUGAUACUGGUGUUAGUGUUGUAAUCAGGUUAUAUACCCACUUCCAUUCAACUUGACAGAACUAGAGAAGGACAAUAUUUUUUAGUUAACAGGUUCUACUUUUCAAACUAUUGUAAAGCUGCAGGUGGGGUAAAAUCUCAUACAUGGAUAUUUCGUGUCCACUGUCUUGUGUACUUUUGUACUUAACCCUGUACAGUUAUUUUCAUCUCUUGAAACAUGAAAGAAAAUGUUGUGUAGAUGUCUUUAGAAGAUCUGACAAUUUGGCACAUAAUCCAGCCCCAAAGCUGGGUGAUGGUAAUAAUAAAAGAUUUUUUUUUUCUCUAAA
Tachyglossus aculeatus (Australian echidna) is the source of this 1881-nucleotide messenger RNA. It is a transcript of the gene RSRC2, whose product is annotated as arginine and serine rich coiled-coil 2. The record is from RefSeq and is a predicted model, not a curated record. The transcript has 10 exons. Bases 71 to 1402 code for a protein of 443 amino acids. Lineage: Eukaryota; Metazoa; Chordata; Mammalia; Monotremata; Tachyglossidae.